This is a messenger RNA of Arachis duranensis, 1055 nucleotides long. RefSeq names its product RING-H2 finger protein ATL67. The record is from RefSeq and is a predicted model, not a curated record. The transcript has a single exon. Gene Ontology annotation, biological process: protein ubiquitination. Gene Ontology annotation, molecular function: transferase activity. The coding region runs from base 205 to 762 and encodes 185 amino acids. Lineage: Eukaryota; Viridiplantae; Streptophyta; Magnoliopsida; Fabales; Fabaceae.
AGCCUCUCCCCGUAAACCUUACUAUUAAAUGCACCACUCUCUCCCCCCUUCCCCCCCUCUUAAAAUAUCCCCACACGCUCUCUCUCUUUCUCUCUCACUCUUCUCUCUCUCUCUCUCUCUCUCUCUCUCUCUCUCUUCACAAAUGGAUUCACCAAAGAAUCACAACAACGCUUUCUCCUUCUUCUUCUCCCUCUCCUCGUACCCAUGUCCAUGUCUUCAACCUCAUCAUUCCUCAACCACCUUGGCCUUGGCUACUCCAUAGCCAUAGCCCUUGCUUUCCUCGUUCUCCUCUCCACCCUCAUCUUAUCUUCUUACCUCUGCUGUAACCGCAACCGUCGCAAUAAUAUUAACAACCCCACCACCACCCACCGUGACGGCGUCGUUCUCCCACGAAUAAUCUUCGUCGCAGAAGGCGAUGAUGACGAAGACGGAGACGAAGAGCGCGGCGCGGUGGGGUUGGAACAGAACGUGAUAAACUCGUAUCCGAGGUUUCAAUUCAGCAGGGACAGCAGUAACAUCGGACAGAACACCACGUGUUCCAUAUGUCUGUGUGAGUACAAGGAUUCGGAGAUGCUGAGGAUGAUGCCGGAGUGCAGGCACUAUUUCCACGUCUGCUGCCUUGACUCCUGGCUUAGGCUUAAUGGCUCCUGCCCCGUUUGCCGGAACUCGCCGCUUCCGACGCCGGUUCCCACGCCGCUGUCGACGCCGCUGCAGGAGGUGGUGCCGCUGUCUCAGUAUGCUGCUGAUAGGAGGAGGAGGUGAUGCCUCUUUUUCAAGGGAGAGGGGAGGGGUAAUUUGGGUAUUUUAUUCACUAAUUUUAGAAGGAAAAAACAUGGGGAUCUGAUUUUUCUUUUUAAUUCUUAUUUUGGGGUUAUUGGGGUGUUGAAAAGAUUAUAAAGGAAGGAUUUUUAGUUUUUCGGGUUUGAUGUAAGUGGGAAUUAGGGAAUAGAGAAGUAGUAGAAUGCUUAGUGCUAGUUGUUGGACUAAUGGAAAUUUCAUAGGAGUUUUUAUUUUUUUCAAUUAGAAUUUAACGUAUCAUAGCAUAAAGUUAAAUA